Molecule: messenger RNA, 4088 nt
Organism: Andrographis paniculata
Lineage: Eukaryota; Viridiplantae; Streptophyta; Magnoliopsida; Lamiales; Acanthaceae
Product: DNA glycosylase/AP lyase ROS1-like
Exons: 21
Coding region: 95-3970 (1291 amino acids)
Biological process (GO): base-excision repair
Molecular function (GO): DNA demethylase activity; DNA N-glycosylase activity; 4 iron, 4 sulfur cluster binding
Source: RefSeq, a predicted model, not a curated record
ACAGAAGUGAGAAACUGCCGAGGCUUUGACUCCCACUUCCCACGCCUCAUUCUCCAUUCUGUUGGACGACGAACCAAACUCAGAACGAACGCUCAUGGAAAUUGGAAGUAAGGAAACCAGCGGUUUUACGCAAUUGGAGGACUGGGGGCGUGGUUCCCAAUUUGAAGGUUUUGAAUCCUUGCCGACUAAGGUUGCGCCGGCGCCGGCGACGGCGACUGAUUGUGCGAACCCUGGGGAUUCCAUGGAUAAGGAAGCAGAUAAGAAUUUCACGUCGAUGAAUAAGAAUCAAAAGAAGAAGAAGAAGAAGAUCAGAGAGGCAAUGCCGCCUCGGAAGAGAAUGAAGAUGAAGAAGCACAGGCCAAAGGUGUUCGAUGAAACUAAACCAAAGCCUAGUAAGCCUCGGAGUCAAACCCAGACAAAAAAAACUCGGCCUUUGGCUUCGACACCUAAGCCGAAGACACCGAGGCCGGUGAAGAAGAAUAAUGUGGGUGGUGGCGAUCACAUUACAAGUUCGAAAAAAAGGAAACUGAAUUUUAAUGUGGAUGAGAAUUUGAAGGCAUGUGAUGGGAAUGAAGUAGGGUUUAAAAAGGAUGGCUUGAAUGUCUCGGUCGAGAAGAAAGCAGAAGUGGAUACUAAGCCACAGGAAGAUUGCAUUACUGAGGAGGAUCAGAAUUCAAUGGAGGAGAGCAAUGGGAUAAUGAGAAGUGAGCCCGAAUCGGCGAAGCUACAGUCUAAUGACAAAUCCAAAAUAAAGGUGUACAGAAGAAUACUUAGGACUAAUGGCUGCUUGAAAAGCAUCAGAAAGAUAGGUCCGAAUUGUCCGUAUGUGUACAAGAGGAAAAGGUCGAUGAGGAAAAGAGCAGCUGUAGUUGAUAAGUUCGUCAUGUUUGUAGGGAAGAUUUCGCGGGCCCAAAGGCAGAGAAGCAAGAAGAAGCAAGUGGGUUCGGAAUUUAUAGAAAAAAGUUUAAUGAAAUCUUUGAACUUGAGGAGUCAAGGGAAGAACUCAUUGAUUGAGUGCAACGCCGAUUUUGGAAGGGAAGAAAUUACUGCAUCCACCCAAGCGCAGAUGGAUUCGGACAUUAUAAAAAAAAAAUCAUUGGAUUUUAGUAGUCAAGUUGGAUUUGAAAGGGAAGAAAUUAUUGCACCCAGCCAAGAGCAAAAGAGCUUAACCUGCUCUGCUAAAGGUGUGAACAUUAUAGAAUUUUAUCCGAAUUUGAGUAGUCAAGUUGAUUUCGAAAGGGAAGAAAUUACUACAUCCGCCCAAAGGCAGAAGAACAUAAUAUGUUUGGAUGCGACCGUGAAUUUUAUUAAACGGAAAAGAUCUAAUACAUCUUCCCGUAGAAAAGACCUUUCCUCAAUUAAAUUAUUUGCUACAAAACAGAAGUCAAAGAAUUGUCUUUUGGGAGUUACCAAAAUCGGAAGCAAUGGAAUUAGAGUCACGCAUAAAGCCCAAAAGCGUUCCUCCAAGGUAGCUAACGUGAAAGUAGUCAUCAAAAGCCCACUUCGUGGAGUAGAUUUCUUCACAUCAGUUGUUAUAGAAAGUUUCAUUGAGGAGCUUGCGAAGAAGAUUAAAUCUUUACGCAUUGGUGAUUCAAAUCACCAAUUUGAAUGGAGGAGGACGAAGCCUUUACACAAUGCAUGCAACCAACUUGUGGUGCGAGAUCAUUCUAAUCAAAAUGCUUCUGUGACUCCCACAAGGAAAUCUAAAGAACUUGCACUCGUAGCUUCCAAACAAAUAUCGAGUGAACUUGCACUUGUGACUUCCAAAGAAAAAUCAAGUGAACUUGCACUUGUGACUUCUAAACAAAAAUCGGAUUCCAAGAAGCCGAAACAACCACAGCCAAAAGUUGAUCUAGAUUUAGAGACGAUGAGAGUUUGGAACCAACUGAUUGAAAAUGGCAGCAGUGAAGAUACUGGACCUGGUCCAUCCAACAGUGAUAGAGAAGAAUAUUGGAGGCAGCAAAGAGAAAUAUUCCGUGGAAGAGUGGACUCAUUCAUUGCACGAAUGCAUCUUAUUCUAGGAAAUAGGCGGUUCUCACCAUGGAAAGGGUCGGUUGUUGAUUCUGUGGUUGGAGUCUAUUUGACUCAAAAUGUUAGCGAUCAACUCUCAAGUUCGGCCUUCAUGAAUCUUGCUGCAAAAUAUCCAGCUCCAAUCGUGGAUAUGAAUGGUGGUAGUAAUGAUACAAAUGAUUAUAUUGUUGAUCAAAUUGAACAUGUGGAAUUAGCCGAAUCAUCUUCAACCAAGUGCGGGGAAUUAUGUGUUAUUGAGAAACAUCUUUCAUCCAACCCCAUGAAUGAAGUUGAGUUUGAACAAGGUGCAAGAGCAAUUUCCGUCCAACCCAUGUCUGUAAAAGCCAAAGCGAAAGAAAAUGCGACACAGGAAACCGAAAUUAAUUGGGAUGAGUUGAGGACAAAAUAUUCCAGUGGAAGGUCUAAAAAAAGAACAUACUAUGAUCGAGAUUCUGUGGAUUGGGAAGCGGUUAGACGAGCACCGGUUGAAGAAGUGGCGAAAGUGAUCACAGGAAGGGGCAUGAACAAUGUUCUUGCUCUAAGAAUCAAGGAUUUCCUGAAUCGUUUAGCUAAAGAUCACGGGAGUAUUGACCUAGAGUGGCUAAGGGAUGUUCCACCAGAUGAGGCAAAAAAAUACUUGUUGAGUUAUACAGGCAUUGGUCUAAAGAGCGUAGAGUGCGUGAGGCUAUUAUGCCUUCGACAUCAUGCCUUUCCAGUUGAUACUAAUGUUGCGCGAAUUUUGGUGAGACUUGGAUGGGUCCCUCUAAAGCCAUUGCCUGGGGAUAUUCAGAUACACCUUCUAAACGACUACCCACCAAUGGACACCAUCCAACAGUACAUUUGGCCACGUGUUUGCAAUCGCACACAGCUGAUAUUGUAUGAGUACCAUUAUCAAAUGAUUACUUUUGGCAAGAUUUUUUGCACAAAGAGACUACCAAACUGUAAUGCAUGUCCGAUGAAAGGAGAGUGCAGACACUUCGCCAGUGCAUAUGCGAGUGGCAAUCUCAGGCUUGAAAACUCUAAGGGCAAAAAUAGUGACACCAAAUCAUCUGUUGCGCCCGAUUCCAAACCAAUGGAGCAUACAAAUCUGGAGAUGAUCUCCGAGGUCAAUGGUGAUUUUCCUAGAGUUGCACACCAAUGCCAUACUAGUAAUUGUGAACCAAUUGUAGAACUUCCAGCGUCUCCGGAGCGAGAAUUAACAGAGACACUACUAGAAAGAGAUAUUGAAGACUUUGGCUAUGAGUCAGAUGAUGAAGAGAUUCCGACAGUAAAACUUAACGACAGGGUGUUUUUGGAAAAUACAUCAGCUGUCAUGGAUGACGAGGAUGCAAACGUGUCCAAAGAACUGGCGACAUUAUGUCCGGAAUUUGCAUCAAUUCCAAUGCCUAAAUUGAAGUAUGCGAAUCGAUUACGAACAGUGCACCACGUGUAUGAGCUUCCAGAUUCACAUCCCAUUUUGGCUAGGUUUGAAAAACGAGAGCCUGAUGAUCCAUGCCCUUAUCUUCUCGCUAUUUGGACCCCCGAGGAUUUGAUGAAUUCUUCCCAACCACAAAGCAGUAGUCAAAAUUCAAAUGGCGAUCCGUGUACAGGAGAAAUUGUCCAGUACAACAAUGACAGGGUUGUCCACGGGACAAUUUUGAUCCCAUGCCGAACGGCUAAUAGAGGUUAUUUUCCUCUCAACGGGACAUAUUUUCAAACUAAUGAGGUUUUUGCUGACUACGAAUCUAGUAGAGUCCCUUUGGUCAUUCCUAGAGAAUCAAUUUGGAAUCUAAGAAGACGGGCACUAUAUUGCGGAACAUCAGCAACAACAAUUUGUCGAGGCAUGCCAAUGGAAUGGAUUGUGUGUCUCUUUAGAAGUGGUUUUAUUUGUAUUAGAGGAUUUGACACUGCAGAAAGAGCACCAAAGCCACUUUAUAGGAGAUUCCAUGUUUGCAAAACUCGGAAAAUAGAUGAAGACUAAUGAUUCUACAAUCAUUUGUAAUACUUAUUACAAAUUUAACACAUUUAAUGAUGUAUAUUAGUCUUGUUUCAUUUUUCGAAUGUUUGUCAAUAAUAAUUACUUAAAUUAAAUAAUAACA